AUGGCAUACCAAAACUACAGCUGGAACAAUUAUGGGUGGCGAUGCCCCUCUGAAGAGUACCCAGUGUACGACCCUCCAGUAGAGGCUAUAUACCCUAGGCAUCACAAGGGUCAUGUGACAUUCGCAACCAUCUAUGAAGAAGACCCUGUAGCUGAAGUAGAAGCCAAGAACUUUGAGCAACGUUAUCAAAGUACAGGGUUUAACAGUAAUCACAGGGCUUAUAAAAGCGUGGAUCAAGAAGCUGAUGCUUUUAUUCAGCAUGAGCACAAGAGGAUGGAAAUGGCUAGGCUCAUGUCUCAAAGGGGUGCUUGA
Messenger RNA from Sphenostylis stenocarpa, 312 nucleotides. Lineage: Eukaryota; Viridiplantae; Streptophyta; Magnoliopsida; Fabales; Fabaceae. The record is from the annotation of a GenBank genome assembly.